Messenger RNA from Anoplophora glabripennis (Asian longhorned beetle), 737 nucleotides. RefSeq names its product alpha-crystallin B chain-like. The record is from RefSeq and is a predicted model, not a curated record. Bases 100 to 576 code for a protein of 158 amino acids. Gene Ontology annotation, biological process: protein refolding; response to heat. Gene Ontology annotation, molecular function: protein folding chaperone. Lineage: Eukaryota; Metazoa; Arthropoda; Insecta; Coleoptera; Cerambycidae. The transcript has a single exon.
UCGUUUCAUUCCUCUAUUAUCUAUGCGUUUCAUAAUUUUCAAAUUGAAAGUGUCGAGUGACUAUCGUUAUCGAAGUGUUUUAGAAAUUGGAAGGUGAAGAUGUCCCUCUUGCCUCUUGUAUUUCGCGACGUGUUGAGACCCCUCAGAAAGCUGGAGAAUCAAAUGAGGUUGACGGAAGAGCUUUUUCAUCCAACAUUAUACUGCGUUAAAAGGCCAAGACACAUUUUAGAUUUCGACGAAAAUUUGUUGAAGGGGGACGCCGUUAUUCAGGACAAAGAAAAAUUCCAGCUAAAACUUGACGUGCAAGACUUCAAACCCGAGGAAAUUAGGGUUAAAACGGUAGAUGGAAACGCAGUUGAAAUAGAAGCGAAACACGAUGAAAAAUAUGAUGAGGGAUUUAUUUCGAAGCAAUUAAUCAAGAGGUUUGUGUUGCCCAAGGGGCACGAUUUAAAAAGUGUCGUCUCCAGUUUGUCGACUGAUGGUGUCCUUACCAUCACGGCUCGUAGACGGGUCGAAGAUCUCGAAGAGAAGAGCAUUCCCGUAAUCCACGAAGGCACAGAGAAAAAUCGCCAGUAAUUUGCACCCAGUGAUCAUAUAUCUGUAGAAUUAUUACAUUUUUAUUGUUUGUACAAUGUUUGGAUUCGACAGUGAGUGAGUUUUAUACAUUAACUUAUAUUUUUUUUGUACUGAAUGUUACUACGUAAGACUGAUCCAAUAAAAACUAUAUUAUUAAUCAA